AUGUCUGAUACGGAAAACUGGGAAACUUUUCGUCUCUUACCACCACAAACACCUUCAUCACCAUCAUCGGGACUAUCUUCAAUAACAAGUGAAAUUCUCGAGGAAUUAAUUCUCAAAAUUAAGCAAGCAAAGGAUAAUAAAUCGGAUGUUGAUUCGGAAGGCUUGGAAAUUAAACAUAAAAUUGAUGAAUACUUUCAGAAGGAGAAUAGAAAUUUUCUUGAUCCGAACGAAAAUGCUGGAAUUAUUAAUUUAAAAUUGAGUGAUGUUACAUUUACAAGAAAAGCCUUUGAAAUUUCUAUAACAAAUUUUGCCAAAUAUAAAGCAAUUUAUGCAUUUGCAUUCUUUGAUAUUCGGAAAAAGAUUACAACAAUGAGUAAAUUAGUGGAAAAGAAUAAGACGAUAAAUGGAAAUAAGAAGAAAUCAAUAUUGAGCGACAUUUUCGUAACUGAAAAGUGUAGAUUUUUCAAAAAGGAUGAUAGAAGUGGAAAGUUUCGAAUUUUAUUGUGUUUCGCUCAUAAAAAGGAUGUAGAAAAUCCAGAAAGGUUGGAUUGGUUUAUUUCAGAGAGUGCAUUCGAAGUGAAAGAUCAAACAGGUAAAAGAUCCAAUGAAAGUGAGGCCGAUAAUGACUCUGCACCAAAAAGGAGUAGAGAAAUACAAGAGCAUGAACCCCUCCAGUUAAUUCCAACAAUGGAAAACAUGCUAAUGUUGCAACCUAUUAUUCCAAUUCACCAAUCAAUAAUUGAAUCAAGCGAAGAACUAGCAACUACACCCAGGCAACUUUUCUCUUCACCACUCUCUCCACCACCACCAUUAACAGAAAACUUAACAGAAAUUGUUACCCAAUUGAAACAAGAAAUGCAAACUCUGAAACAAGAACUUGAAAAAAUUCAACAAGAACGCCAAGAAGAAAAGACCCAAAUAGAAAAUUUAAGAUUGCAAAUCGAGGAAAUGAAAAAUUCUGCCACCACCCAAAUCAAAAACCCAGAAACAACUCAUGAUCAUGAUUUUAACUUUGAUGAAGAGCCAUUCUACUAA
Naegleria gruberi is the source of this 1035-nucleotide messenger RNA. RefSeq lists its product as uncharacterized. The transcript has a single exon. Lineage: Eukaryota; Heterolobosea; Eutetramitea; Acrasida; Naegleriidae. The record is from RefSeq and is a predicted model, not a curated record. The coding region runs from base 1 to 1035 and encodes 344 amino acids.